Jaculus jaculus (lesser Egyptian jerboa) is the source of this 2034-nucleotide messenger RNA. RefSeq names its product doublesex and mab-3 related transcription factor 2 (gene Dmrt2). NCBI's taxonomy places the organism in Eukaryota, Metazoa, Chordata, Mammalia, Rodentia, Dipodidae. The coding region runs from base 181 to 1878 and encodes 565 amino acids. Gene Ontology annotation, biological process: regulation of transcription by RNA polymerase II; sex differentiation. The record is from RefSeq and is a predicted model, not a curated record. Gene Ontology annotation, cellular component: nucleus. Gene Ontology annotation, molecular function: DNA-binding transcription factor activity, RNA polymerase II-specific; RNA polymerase II cis-regulatory region sequence-specific DNA binding. The transcript has 4 exons.
CCCUCCCGUCCCGAAUUCGUGGCACCAAGAGGCCACCGCGAUUUCUGUUUGCAUAUGCACAGCUGAUAGACCGAUAGCUGGAUCCUAAAGGUGGAUAUCUUCUGACAGCGCUGCCAGCCUGGCCUCUGUCUUGUCUCUCCCCAGGGUGUGAGCAGCUGAGCCGAGCGACAGCCGAGUACCAUGGCGGAUCGACAGGCGGGUCCGGGAGCCGGGGACUGGGAGAUCGACGUGGAGAGCCUGGAGCUGGAGGAGGAAGACCGCUGCGGGGCGCCACCGCUGCCCACGCACCCCGGCCGGCCGCCGGCCGACGUGGACGCCGAGGACGACGAGGAAGACGACGAGGAGGACGAAGAUGCGGAGGACGAGGGCGACAGCGAGGAGCCGGGCGCGUCCCCGGCGGCGGCGGUGGCUGGCCGGCCUGAGCGGCGGGGAGGACUGCCACCCAGGCCCCCGCCGACGCCUCCAGCGCUGCCCGCCGCCGCCGGGCCCCAGGAGCGCGGGGCCAUCGCGGGCGGCGGCGGCGGCGCAGAGCCCCGCAAGCUGAGCCGCACGCCCAAGUGCGCGCGCUGCCGCAACCACGGCGUGGUGUCCUGUCUCAAGGGCCACAAGCGCUUCUGCCGCUGGCGGGACUGCCAGUGCGCCAACUGCCUGCUGGUGGUGGAGCGCCAGCGCGUCAUGGCCGCCCAGGUGGCGCUCCGGAGGCAGCAGGCGACCGAGGACAAGAAGGGGCUUUCAGGGAAACAGAAUAAUUUCGAGCGCAAAGCGGUGUACCAGAGGCAAGUUAGGACACCUAGUUUGCUGGCCAAAAGCAUUUUGGAAGGCUAUCGUCCUAUCACAGCAGAGUCUUACUUAGGAGGGACCCUACCUCUGCCCCCACCAGUCAGUGAUAGGAUGAGGAAAAGAAGAGCCUUCGCUGACAAAGAGUUGGAGAACAUUAUGCUGGAGAGAGAAUACAAAGAGAGGGAGAUGCUAGAAACUUCCCAAGCUGCUGCAUUGUUCCUGCCCAACCGCAUGGUUCCUGGACCGGAAUACAGUUCCUACAAGAGUGCCUAUAGUCCCACCCCAGGGGAACCGCCGAGCAAGGACUUCUGCAACUUUUUACCCACUUGCCUCGAUCUCACCAUGCAGUAUUCAGGGUCGGGGAAUAUGGAACUUAUUUCUUCUAAUGUUAGCGUGGCCACGACUUACAGACAAUAUCCUUUGUCCUCAAGAUUUUUAGUGUGGCCCAAGUGUAGUCCCAUCAGUGACACCCUGCUUUACCAACAAUGUCUGCUAAAUGCUACCACCUCAGUUCAAGCCCUGAGGCCUGGGGCCAGUUGGGACUUGAAAGGAGCCAGAAUCCAGGAUGGGCUCAGUGGAGAACAUGACAUGACACCACCGAAACUUGAAGGCUCCCUGGUGCUACCCCAUCCACCUGAGGUCCAGACCUCAAGGACUCACCUUCAGGGUCACUCAGCCAUCCCAGAGAGGUCUGCCUUCUCCCCACCCCGAAGGAAUUUCUCUCCCAUUGUUGAUAUGGACUGCCUAACAGCUCAAGGGCACGUCUUAACCAAGAUCAGCAAAGAAAACACCGGCCACCCCCUGCCACUUAAACAUAAUCCAUUCCACUCAGUAUUCCAGCAAACACUUGGUGACAAAUCAGGUCCUGAGUUGAAAACACCAUUUGUCAAAGAGGCCUUUGAAGAAACCCCAAAGAAGCACAGAGAGUAUUUGGUGAAGGAGAACCAGAAGUACACAUUUACAAUAGACAGAUGUGCAAAAGACCUUUUCGUAGCCAAACAAGUUGGAACAAAACUUUCGGUGAAUGAGCCGCUGUCAUUUUCUGUUGAAUCUAUUCUUAAGAGGCCUUCAUCUGCCAUCACUCAUGUCUCUCAGUGAAAGACUGCUUCAAUAGAAAGCUGGAUUUUCUGCAGUCUCAGAGGGUUCUUGUCAUAUGCUUAUUUUUUUUUUAAAGUUAAGAUGUUUGUUUAAAGAAAUUUCUAAUGUAAAUGACAGUGAUUCCUGAAAAUUCUAUAUAUUCAUGUGCAUGUAUCU